CUCUAACGUUUCAGAAUAUCUGAAAAUGAGCGGUCGGGCACGAGCUAGAUCAAGAGGCCGAGCACGUUGCCAAGAGACGGUGCCUGGAGCGAUCCUGGCCGAGGCUGCGCAGGCAGCACCAGCACCUACCCCCUCUGCAGAGGGGGACCUGGUUGGUCGAGGCAGACAAAAGGGUGUUCCUGGAACCAUAGCCAAAGAAGGUGUUCUGGAGAUUUCAGCUGGAUUUCAGCAAAUUAAGCUGGGAGAGCGAGGUGGACGCCGGCGGGACUUCCAUGAUGAUGGGAUAUUCACCAGACAAACCAUGGCCCAUGUGAAGGAUUCAAAGACUGGAACAUCCGGUGCCGUCAUACCAUUGACCGCAAACUACUUCCGGAUCCUGUCUCGCCCGCAGUGGAUUCUCUAUCAGUACUAUGUGGACUUUAAACCCCCAAUGGAGUCGAGGCGCUUGAGAACUGCCCUCCUCUUGCAGCAUUCAGAAAUGCUCGGUUCAUCUAGGAACUUUGAUGGAGCAAUUCUUUUCCUGCCUCACAGGCUCGACUCCAAGGAGACUGUCGUCCACAGUGAGACGAGGAAUGGAGAGAAGGUUGUAAUAACCAUCACCUUGACAAACGAGCUCCCACCCAAUUCACCAGUGUGUAUUCAGUUUUACAACAUCUUAUUCAGAAGGAUCCUGAGAAUCCUCGACAUGCAGCAGAUUGGGCGGAACUACUACAACCCCAAAGAUCCGCUUGAGAUUCGACAGCACAAAUUAACAGUUUGGCCAGGAUACUCCACCACCAUCAUGAACUAUGAGUCCUCUGUCAUGAUGUGCACUGAUGUGAGCCACAGAGUGCUUCGUAGCGAGACGGUGCUUGACUUCAUGAUCAACCUGAAACAUCAGGUUGGAAGCCAACGCUACACUGAUAUCUGUACCAAGGAGCUUGUUGGAUUGGUCGUCCUCACAAAGUACAACAACAAAACUUACAAGAUUGAUGACAUUGCAUGGGACCACACUCCCUGUAAUACUUUCACUAGAGGAGACACAGACAUCUCUUUCAGGGACUACUACAAGACUCAAUAUGGUUUGGAUAUCACUGAUUUGAACCAGGUGCUGCUGAUCAGCCAUGUGAAGAGGUUUGGCCCCGCUGGAGCGCCCCCUCCUGGUCCUGCUUUGCUUGUGCCAGAACUGUGCUACCUCACAGGGUUGACUGAUAAGAUGCGAAGUGACUUUGCCAUAAUGAAGGAGCUGAGCGUUCACACCAAACUGAACCCAGAUAAGAGGGAGCAACAGCUCACCAGAUUUAUAUCCAACAUUCACCAGAGCGAGGAUGCACAGGCAGAGCUGGGGAAGUGGGGACUCAGCUUUGAUAAGCAGCUUCUUAACAUGACCGGCAGAGUCCUCGGAGGAGAGCAGAUUUUCCAAGGAUCCCGCUCGUACAACUACAACCCCCAAUCAGCUGACUGGUCCAGGGAGAUGCGUGGGAUUCCUAUGAUGAGCACUCCUCCACUGGAGAAAUGGGUUUUGUUUCACUCCCGCCGUAACUCCAAUGAAGCGCAGGCCCUGCUGCAGUCCCUCAACAAAGUCUCAGGUCCCCUCGGUUUCUACAUGCAAAGGCCCUACAUUGUUAUGUACGAUGAUAAUCAGCUGGCUCUCCUCAAAGCUCUUCAGAGCAACGUUGGACAAGAUACGCAAAUGGUGGUGGUUGUCCUUCCCAACAACAACAAGGACAAGUAUGACAGUGUGAAGAAGUACCUCUGUCUAGAGUUCCCAACUCCAAGCCAGUGUGUGGUGGCUCGCACCCUCAGCAAACCUCAGGCACUCAUGACUGUGGCAACGAAGAUCGCACUGCAGAUGGCCUGCAAAAUGGGAGGAGAGCUGUGGAGUGUGGAGAUUCCUCUCAAGCAGCUGAUGAUUGUGGGCAUCGACUGCUACCAUGACGUGUCUGCUGGGUGCUCCAUUGGUGCUCUGGUGGCAAGCCUCAACCCUACCAUGAGCAGAUGGUACUCAAAGUGUGUGCUGCAGGAGAAAGGUCAGGAGCUGAUGGAUGGACUCAAAUUAGCAUUCACUGGUGCUCUGAAAGAAUACCUGAAGCGCAACAGUUGCCUGCCAACACGCAUCAUCGUGUACCGUGAUGGAGUAGGAGACGGCCAGUUGCUCACGGUCGUCAAUUAUGAUGUGGCGCAGAUGAAGGACUCAAUCAAGUCCCUGGGGAAGGACUAUGAGUGAGUUUUAAAGCUAUGU
Molecule: messenger RNA, 2221 nt
Organism: Cyprinodon tularosa
Lineage: Eukaryota; Metazoa; Chordata; Actinopteri; Cyprinodontiformes; Cyprinodontidae
Gene: piwil1
Product: piwi-like RNA-mediated gene silencing 1
Exons: 17
Coding region: 26-2206 (726 amino acids)
Biological process (GO): regulatory ncRNA-mediated gene silencing
Cellular component (GO): P granule
Molecular function (GO): protein binding; piRNA binding
Source: RefSeq, a predicted model, not a curated record